Manis pentadactyla (Chinese pangolin) is the source of this 6065-nucleotide messenger RNA. It is a transcript of the gene MTMR4, whose product is annotated as myotubularin related protein 4. The record is from RefSeq and is a predicted model, not a curated record. NCBI's taxonomy places the organism in Eukaryota, Metazoa, Chordata, Mammalia, Pholidota, Manidae. Gene Ontology annotation, molecular function: metal ion binding; protein phosphatase binding; phosphatidylinositol-3,5-bisphosphate 3-phosphatase activity. The transcript has 19 exons. Gene Ontology annotation, biological process: dephosphorylation; regulation of autophagy. Bases 433 to 4023 code for a protein of 1196 amino acids.
CCGCCCCCAGAACCUGGUCACCUGGGCUUCCUAGCCAGCCUGGCUGCCCCCAAGGCAGAUCACCUAGGUCCGGGGACCCUGCGCCUUCCAGGCCUGGUCCUUGUCUCCUUCCCUGCGUUUCUCUGAGGCUGUGUGCCAGUGGGCUGUGAGGCAGCACCUUCUGGCUUGUCUUUGCUGGCUCCCCCAUGAGGAAGUGUGGGCUGUGAUCAGGGAGGCGGGCAGGGCCACAGAUGGAGGGUUUUAUCCCCGCAGCUUACCGCGGGGCACUGUUGGACCGCUCCUGAGCUCGGAUUGCAGGCAUGAAAGAAAAUGUCAGUGAAACCAGGGCCUCCUCGCUCCCUAAGUGGUCCAAGGAGGCCCAUCCUGAAAUUUCUGUUGCUUCGGCCCAUUUGACAGUGAGAAGCACACAGCCAGGACCUUCACCACAGUAGAAUGGGUGAGGAGGGGCCCCCCAGCCUGGAGUACAUCCAAGCCAAGGAUCUGUUCCCCCCCAAGGAACUAGUGAAAGAGGAAGAGAAUCUGCAGGUGCCCUUCACAGUGCUGCAGGGUGAGGGGGUAGAGUUCUUGGGCCGGGCAGCCGAUGCCCUCAUUGCCAUCUCCAACUACCGGCUGCAUAUCAAGUUCAAGGAUUCUGUCAUCAAUGUCCCCCUCCGGAUGAUUGACAGUGUGGAAAGCCGUGAUAUGUUCCAGUUGCACAUUGCCUGCAAGGACUCCAAAGUGGUGAGAUGCCACUUCUCCACUUUCAAGCAGUGCCAAGAGUGGCUUUUGCGGCUAAGCCGGGCCACAGCGAGACCUGCCAAGCCUGAGGACCUCUUUGCCUUUGCCUACCACGCUUGGUGCCUGGGGCUGAUGGAGGAGGACCAGCACACCCACCUGUGUCAACCAGGAGAGCAUAUACGACGUCGGCAGGAGGCCGAGCUCACAAGGAUGGGCUUUGACCUGCAGAACGUCUGGAGAGUCUCACAGAUCAACAGCAACUAUAAAUUGUGCCCCAGUUACCCCCAGAAGCUGUUGGUUCCUGUGUGGAUCACAGAUAAAGAGCUGGAGAACGUGGCUUCCUUCCGCUCCUGGAAGCGGAUCCCUGUGGUUGUGUACAGGCACCCACGCAAUGGGGCUGCCAUCGCCCGCUGCAGCCAGCCUGAGAUCAGCUGGUGGGGCUGGCGCAAUGCUGAUGAUGAGUACCUGGUCACGUCCAUUGCUAAAGCUUGUGCCCUAGAUCCGGGGACAAGGGCCACUGGAGGCUCCCUCGGCACCGGGAAUAGUGAUGCCAGCGAGGCAUGUGACACUGACUUUGACUCCUCCUUGACUGCAUGCUCCGGAGUGGAGAGUGCAGCGGCCCCUCAGAAGCUGCUGAUCCUGGAUGCUCGGUCCUACACGGCGGCAGUAGCUAACCGGGCCAAGGGUGGAGGAUGUGAAUGUGAAGAGUACUACCCCAACUGUGAGGUUGUGUUCAUGGGAAUGGCCAACAUCCAUGCCAUCCGGAAUAGCUUCCAGUACCUCCGGGCUGUGUGCAGCCAGAUGCCUGAUCCCAGCAACUGGCUGUCAGCACUGGAGAGCACCAAAUGGCUGCAGCACUUGUUGGUGAUGCUGAAGGCAGCUGUGCUCGUGGCUAACACAGUAGACCGGGAAGGCCGGCCUGUGCUGGUGCACUGCUCAGACGGCUGGGACCGGACGCCGCAGAUUGUUGCCCUGGCCAAAAUACUUCUGGACCCAUAUUACAGGACACUGGAGGGCUUCCAAGUAUUAGUAGAGUCUGACUGGCUGGAUUUUGGGCACAAGUUUGGAGAUCGCUGUGGUCACCAGGAAAAUGCAGAGGACCAAAACGAGCAGUGUCCUGUGUUCCUGCAGUGGCUUGAUUCUGUUCAUCAGUUGCUCAAGCAGUUCCCCUGCCAGUUUGAGUUUAACGAAGCAUUUCUGGUAAAACUGGUGCAGCACACGUACUCCUGCCUCUACGGCACAUUCCUGGCCAACAACCCCUGUGAGCGGGAGAAACGCAACAUCUAUAAGCGGACCUGCUCUGUGUGGGCUCUCCUGCGAGCUGGCAAUAAGAACUUCCACAACUUCCUUUACACACCGGGCUCAGACAUGGUCUUGCAUCCUGUGUGUCAUGUCCGGGCCCUGUACCUCUGGACAGCUGUGUACUUGCCAGCGUCGUCUCCAUGCACACUUGGCGAGGAGAGUGUGGAUCUUUACCUUUCCCCGGUGGCUCAGAGCCAGGAGUUCUCUGGCCGCUCCCUGGACAGAUUACCUAAAACCAGAUCUAUGGAUGAUCUUCUUUCUGCCUGUGAUACAAGCAGCCCCUUGACUCGCACAUCCAGUGAUCCUAACCUGAAUAACCACUGUCAGGAGGCCAGAGUAGGCCUGGAGCCCAGGCACAGCAAUCCCGAGGGAUCAGAGGAAACCUUUGUGGACUCUGGGAUAGGAGGGCCUCAGCAGAUUGUAGGAGAAAUGGGUCUUCCAGCCCCUCUGCCCAGCAGCCAGAAAGACUCCUUAAGCAAUAAACCUUUCAAGAGUCAUAAAAGCUCUUCUCCAAGUUAUAAACUGCUGAAUACCACAGUGCCCCAGGAAAUGAAGAGCAACACCCCUGAGCCUGAGAUCAAAGUCCUGGAAGAGACUAAUAAACCAGCUCCAGACCCUUCUGCCCAGGAUGAUCUGGGUAGGACUUUAGGUGGCACAGAGGAGCAACCUGGACAUUCUCCUGAAAAAGAAGCUGUCAGUGCACUCUCUAAAGUCAUUUCCAACAAGUGUGACCGAAUUUGUGGUUUUCCUGAGUCUUCCCAGGACUUCCUUACGGGCGCCCCACAAUGGGCCCAGCUAGACUCUGUGCUUGGUGUGCCCUCCAGAUGUGCCCCGGAUCACAUUCUGGGAACCCUUUGCAACCUACCGAGUGCUACUUGCCAAACUCCUCCAGACCUAAGCACUGAUUUCUUUAGUCAAGAUCCCCCAAGUUCUGUGGGAAGUAUCUACCACCAGGAGCAGCCCAGUUCUGUGCCAGAUCUGAUUCUUGGGGAGGAAGACACUGGCAAAAGAGGGAAUACUAGGAACGGGCAGUUAUUAGAAAAUCCUCGCUUUGGGAAAGUGCCAUUGGAAUUGGCCCGAAAGCCAAUUUCUCAGAGCCAGAUCAGUGAGUUCUCUUUUCUAGGGUCCAACUGGGACAGCUUCCAUGGGAUGGUGACUUCAUUCCCAAGUGGGGAGACUAUCCCUCGGCGGCUGCUCUCCUAUGGCUGUUGUAGCAAGAGGUCAAGCAUUAAGCAGAUGCGGGCAACAGGGCCCUGCUUUGGGGGCCAGUGGGCUCAGAGAGAAGGAGUGAAGUCACCGGUCUGUUCUAGUCAUUCCAACAGUCACUGUACUGGUCCAGGAGGAAAAAACAACCGGCUAUGGUGGCCUGGUCACCGAAAGCAGGUCUCCAGCAUAAAGUCUGUUCCGUUGAGCUGUCCUUCUCCAGUGCCUCCUCUUUACCUGGAUGAUGAUGGACUCCCCUUUCCCACGGAUGUGAUCCAGCACAGAUUACGGCAAAUUGAAGCAGGGUACAAGCAAGAAGUGGAACAGCUACGUCGACAGGUGCGUGAGCUUCAAAUGAGACUGGAUAUCCGUCACUGCUGUGCGCCUCCAGCAGAGCCCCCCAUGGACUAUGAGGAUGAUUUUACAUGUUUGAAAGAGUCGGAUGAUAGUGAUACAGAAGAUUUUGGCUCUGACCACAGUGAAGACUGCCUUUCAGAAGCAAGCUGGGAACCUGUUGAGAAGAAAGAGACAGAGGUGACCCGGUGGGUUCCAGAUCAUAUGGCGUCACAUUGCUAUAACUGUGACUGUGAGUUCUGGUUGGCCAAACGGAGACACCAUUGCAGAAAUUGUGGGAAUGUGUUUUGUGCUGCCUGCUGCUACCUGAAGUUGCCCAUUCCUGAUCAACAACUCUAUGACCCAGUUCUCGUCUGUAACUCAUGUUAUGAACAUAUCCAAGUAUCUCGUGCCAGAGAACUCAUGAGCCAGCAUCUGAAGAAACCCAUUGCUACAGCUUCCAGUUGAAUGCCAGAGAUGACCUGUCCAGUUGUAGUAGGUUUGAAGGGAGGAUCUGCUCCGGGUUUAAUUUUGAAGGUUCCUUGGUGUGGCUCACAAAAUUGCAGAGCUCAAAGAUACUGUCUUGAGAAAUCUUCCUUGGUACCAUGAGACUGGAGCAAUUUGGCAGGAGGUCCUCUACCUGGGAGACUCUCACCUUGGGGGUAUGGUCCCAAUCCAGACCCAGAGUCUGGAAGCUUAAUGUUGAGUUGGUGACUCUGGCUUCUUUCCCUGGGGGUCACAAGACGAUAAUUUCAUUGAUCCUGCCUGAUGAUGCGUGCCCCAGACAGCAAUAGAAAGACAUAUAUGUAUAACCAAACUCCAAGGGAUAACCGGACUCAUUGCUCCUUCAUUUUGAAAAAGUAUAUAAGAUAGGAAUUCUUACCCGAUUUGAAGUGAACUGUACCCUGUACCCCUGUGCUCUGUGUCUGUGCAUGAAGGCUCAGUCUUUAGAGGCACUUCCUCUAGUUACAUUAGUUCUGUCUUUCUGUGGAGUUUGGUUGAAAGACUGGUUCAGCAAGUGGAGCUUUUGCUGUAUUUUUCACUUGGCUCAUGGGCCAGCAUCAGUGAAUAUUCAGUUUAGGGGGACAGUUCUAAGGAGUGAGACAUUUUUGGGAGCAGAAGAAAAUUCUGCUGAUGUUCAGUCCUGGCAAAAAUCAGUUUUUUGAGCUGUGAAGGCAAUAGUCUCUGUUACUCAAUGGCAGCUUUUGAGGUAUGCACUGUGAAGAAUGAGAAGGGAAAUGCAGAAAUUAUCCUUGUGAAAUAUUUGCUGAUUAUGCCCUCCCCUUUGCGCCUGACUUCCUAGUUGUCCUGGUGCUAACACAGGAGCUACACCUUGAUCCUCUCCUGGCAUGAAAAUAAAGCAGUGUUUAUUUUUGUUGUUCCACCGCCCACUUCCCUCAUGUUAUACUCCCCUUGGCUGCUCCCUCCUCUGGGUCACACUGCUUCUUAUCCUGAACACUUGACACCUUGAGGGUAGAAUUUAGUGUUUGGUUUUUACCUCCUAGAAUAUGCUGUUUGGUAUGUGAGGGUUUCAGUACAAAUGCUGCUGUCUAUUUCUGUGCACUUAAUAAUGGAACCCAAACAGAAGAGAAAAAAGCCUUGAUACCAAAAUUGAGAGAGAAAAUGUGUCCAUUUGGACCAAGUGUUGUUUUUUUUUUGUUUUUGUUGGUUUUUUUCUUCCAUCUUAAAAUAUGUAUGUACCAGUGGCACUUAACCAAAAGAUACAGUGAUAAAGCCAUGUAUUGUGGUUGGGACAGAUACAGUCUCCUUGACCUAUAAUGGAACCACUAGGAUUUUCUUUAUAUGUUUUCCUUAAUCCAUUGAUGUAUAGAAGGUAAAUUAUAUUUAGGCUUAUCCUGUUUGAAAAUUGGUAGCUGUCUGUGUAAUUCUACUUUCAUAUUGCUUCCUGGAAAAAAAAUUUUCAUUCAGAAAUAACUAGGAUGUGCAUUUAGAACAAGAAUUCUUAUUUGUCCUGACCUUUUCUUUAGUCCUACAGAGAAGCAUCUGUGCUUUUUAUACUUGCCGUGAUGUAACCUAAAAGGUUUUGACGUAUUUAGGUCAACCUAGCAGAACUUUUUAUCGUUUAAUGGAGAUUUUGUGUCUGGGAAAUUCCUGAGAUCAUUGAAAAAGUAACAAAUUAUUCCUUGUCUCUGAUAUGUAAAAUUCUUCUAAGCAUUUUCUCAAUCAUUAAAACUUACUGCCAGUUCUAAGUGGCUUCUUAAUUUCAUUGCAUUUCACGCUGCCCACUUUUAGGGGACAUUCAAGGAGACUGUAUCUGUCUACUUUGUGUAGCUGUUUUGAGGAACUGUUCCAUCAGUGAACAUACUGCAUUGCCUGGGAGAGAGACUGGGCUCUCGGCUCAGAUGUAUUCAUCAAAUACUCCUUUCAGAGCUCUUGUGGGUGUAAGUGACACGAUGUGGCCAAAAACCCAAACUGUGCAGUUGCGUUGUGACAAACAUGCAAUGUGCUGUAAAAACUCAAUACAAUUUAAAUAAAAUCUCUAUAUUAGU